This is a messenger RNA of Thecamonas trahens ATCC 50062, 1194 nucleotides long. RefSeq lists its product as uncharacterized. The record is from RefSeq and is a predicted model, not a curated record. NCBI's taxonomy places the organism in Eukaryota, Apusomonadida, Apusomonadidae. The transcript has 2 exons. Bases 1 to 1149 code for a protein of 382 amino acids.
AUGGCAAAACGAAACUCGGGCAAGUCGACGUACCUGGUCAACGAGAUCGAGGGCGAGGUGACCGAUGUGUGUCUGGAUGACGUCAACGGGGUGUAUGUGGCCAAGCCGUGGGACCAAGUUGAUCCCGGGAGCCAGGCUAUGGUCGUCAUGCGUGCGCUGGAAGACGUAGUCGUGCACAACAGCGCAUCGCUCGAUGUUGCCGUUCUCCAGGACCAGAUCGAGGCUACCAUCGGCGGCAAGGGCGGACAGAAGCGCAAGGCUCGGCUGGCUAAGCUUGUGGUCGACGCCAUUGCUGGGCUAAAUGCUGUGGAGCGUGGGCUGACGGCUGAGAACAAGUCGGAGACCCAUGCCGAGUUCCAGUUCCGCGCCAUCGGGCGCGCCAUCCGCGAGAGCCACAGCCGGAUGGAGGCGUUGAUGGCCGAGGGGGUGAGCCCUUUGGCGUGGGGCAACACCAACGCCAAGCUCAAGGACAUGCGGAGCGUAGUGGCCAUGGCUCGCGAUGCGCAGUACGCCGUCGAGUUUGUGGUUCUCCCGCUGGUUGGCUCCGACGAGCUCAUGACUCGCAACCUGCGCCGCAUGUGGCUAACCGGCAAGUACAUUCCGAUCGAGGCCAUCGACCGGACCGCCGCCGCCAUCGAGCGCAUGUUGGCCGGGGGCGAGCUGAGUGUGGAUCGAGUCCUGGGUGGGGAGCAGGCUCCGCGUGCGAGUGCUGGCAAGGGGAAGGCCAGUGGCCGCAAGUCGAAGCGGGACAUCUCCGUAGAGGUUCCGACCCAGCCGGUGAUACCUGCGGCGGCGCCGUUCUCAGGCUCGCCAGCCCGAACGCCGCACCCGAUGUUUGGCCUUGGCGGCGGCGGGUGGUGGGCCGGUGGCGGAUUGUGCGCGCCCGGUCGUGUGCUCCCUGUUCAUUCUGUGGGCGUGACCGGGCAGGCGACGCCGCGGAUGAUCGGGCCUGGAAUGCACUCGCCCGUGUGGGCGCCGAUGCCGAUGGCUAUGCCGAUGCCGGCAGCCUUCUCGCAUGCGGGGCCAAGUUGGCCGAGUCCUGUCCCGCCACCUACCGCCCCGUGGGCCUUUACCGCCUUUCCCUACCCGGCCUACCGCGCCUCACCCGGUGCGCCGUUGUACGGCCACGGUGCUCCACGAUGGAGCUGAUGAUGCAAAGUGCAAUCCGGAGAGCAAUGAAGACAAUGACAUGUG